Molecule: messenger RNA, 1764 nt
Organism: Penicillium riverlandense
Lineage: Eukaryota; Fungi; Ascomycota; Eurotiomycetes; Eurotiales; Aspergillaceae
Exons: 4
Coding region: 1-1764 (587 amino acids)
Source: RefSeq, a predicted model, not a curated record
AUGGGUUCUUGUUUGCGCAAGAUCGCUUACAACGCUGCCUAUGGACCAGCAGAGAGGGACCUUGCCAACUAUCUUCGUACAGUCACGCCAGCCGUCGUCCUCGACGACUUACGUGAUUAUCUGGUACAGUAUGGAGCUGGGGGGAACGCACUUCAGGCGAUAUUCGACGCGUGUAGCGUCCAGGACUCGCCCAACGAGCAGCCUCAUUGGACAAAAGAAAGCCUUCGGGAUCACAUCGCAAAAGCACACCCGGACACUACCAUCCCGGACACAGCCAUCGACGUUUUGUGGUCAUGCUUCUAUUUCUACGCGUUUCACCCAUUCCCACGCCAUGGUGCUGAUAACGGGAAAAUAGAACGACCCGCAUUUGAGCGUGCCAUAAUUUUGCUUGCUUUUAAAGGCACAGAGUUCCUAGGAACUACGCGUGGGCAUCACUACCGGGCGUCCACAUACGGCAGGCUCUAUAUAUGUAGAUCCAACGUCGACCGAAUCUUCCGAAGUAUCGGUCGGGUCAGCCAUCGGCCGAACCAAAGUUCUCUUGGCUCUCCAUUCAUAGAUGAGGAUGUGAUGGAUGUUUUGGCCUCGGCGCAACCCAAUCCUGUCAAAGGAAACCUAGGCGCAAAUACACUGAAGCUGCCAGCGCAACGUCUCCUCAAAGGCGCAAAUCCUCAGUAUCAGGUACAUAUCAAAGACCUGACCACUCUGACCGGUCUACUAAACAGGAUGAGGCUUUAUAAAUUGACCUGGGGUCAGCAAUGUUUUCACUACGGCUCGCUUGAGAAUUCCAGCCCUCAGAAAAUGGAGCUCGUGGAUAUACUAGUCCAACCAUUCCGGCCUGAUCGGGAAGGUUUCUUAACGCUCGAUUCGAUGACUCGAGGCUUAGAUAUCUUGCCAAAUCUCGAGCAGCGUUUCCAUCAACUAUGGGCAAUCAUCUUCCAACCUCCUAUCCCUGAGGCCAGUUUAGCAUUUGGAACAGAGUCGCUGCCGGAUUCCACUAUGAGCGACAUCCUACGCUCAGUAUCAUUGUUCGUGCCACCAUAUGAGGCCCAUGGAAAACGUGAACUUGCACAAAGAUUCAGACCAUUCUCCUUUAGAACAAUAUAUCAGUCGUCAGCUCAGGAAUUAGAUGACAGCGUCGCUCUCACUCAUAUCAUUCAGAGUAUUGCUGAAAGAGAUUCCGACCAUCGGCCUCACCUUCUUCUUUUCCUUGGGGAUCAAGCCCAGAGCCAGUUACCAGAAGUCAUGGGCGCAUUUUUCCCUGGCACUUCCAGAAGACAGAGUACCGAAGAAGAAGAUAUAUCCAAGAAAACUGGAGAAUUCAAGCUCGGCCCACCACAGCUUUUGUUCCAGCUUCAACCAAGUUUCAGAGUACACCGGUGGAACGGAGCGGACAGAAUCUCUCGACCGUUAGCAUAUGGAUCUAUGACAGGCAACCUUAAAGAUCUAGCCGCACAUUACUGGAUAGGCGACCUAGAUGGGUCAAAAGUCGGCUUGGAAAUUGACCCAGUCACUAGACAGGCUAAACUUGUCCAGAACAAGGCCGCCGCCGCCGAUUGGAGCGGAGGUGGGUACGAGGAUGCGAUCAGGAAUAAUGAAAAUAGUGAGGCUUCGAGCGAGAAAUCAAACGAAGGCACCGAGGCAGGCUUUACGGUGACUCAUAUUUGCGUCUACAGAAUAGAAGGUGGCGAUGAUAUGAGCGCCGGUGGGUUUGAUAUAGAUGACCAAUGGGAGGUAUAUGAAGGUUUAUUGCCAAGAAGGGCUUGA